Molecule: messenger RNA, 798 nt
Organism: Daldinia childiae
Lineage: Eukaryota; Fungi; Ascomycota; Sordariomycetes; Xylariales; Hypoxylaceae
Product: putative von willebrand factor protein
Exons: 1
Coding region: 1-798 (265 amino acids)
Source: RefSeq, a predicted model, not a curated record
AUGGCUACUUACACUAACGACGACGAUACCGCCGGUGUCCCUCAGGCACCUGGCACUGAGCAUACCGAAUUGCUCUCUUUUCUGCAAUACUUUGAGACCUUGUUUGUUAUCGACGAUUCUUCAAACAUGAAGCGCCAGUGGAGCGACGUGUCAGCUCUUAUUCAAGCCGUCGCUCCAGUUUGUCUCAAAUAUGAUGAAAACGGUGUCGACCUCUACUUUGUCAACCAUAGGCCCAUGCUUUACUUCCCCGGUAUGUCUGUGCGCAAGUCAGGAUAUAACCACAUCGGUAAAGUCCAUAGCGACACCGGAAAGCGUGAUAGCACGCAGAACAUAUUCCAGGGCGUUAAGCCCGGCGGCGGAUGCAAACUAGGCUCUCGUUUGAAGAAAAUCCUAGCCUGGUACAUUGAGCAGCUUAAGCUGGAUCCUCAGCGAGCCCCUCUUAAUGUCAUCGUGAUUACCGCCGGCAUAUCAGACGACGACUUUGCGGCCCCGCUGCUCGAGAUUGCCAAGGAGUUGGAUAGCAUGAACGCACCUGCACAUCAGUUAGGCGUCAUGUUGUUCCAGCUAGGUGAUAACGAGGAGGCGCGUAAGAAAUUCGAGCACGCGGACGACGAGAUGUGGAAGCAAGCUCGCACGCGCGACAUCGUCGACACCGUAGCAUGGCGUGGCUGGCCUGCUAGCUUCGGAUCCGACGACAUGGUUAAGGCUAUAUUAGGUGCCGUGUCAAAGAAGAUGGACGAAGCAAAGACGGCCCUUGCAGGAACAACCCCUCCAAAACGCCACGAAACGAACCUCUAA